AAAAUGAAGGAAAACAGCUGUAGUCUGGUUAUUUCAUCUUGCUAACCGUUUAUGCUAGCUAACCGGUUAGCUGGUUUACCUCAGCAGGUAGUUUUCAUAUUAGCGUCAUUUGGCAGACCAGAAAAAAUGAAGAAAAGGAAGGAGACUAGAGGAGAAGAGCGCAGAGUUUACUGCAUCACCACCAUGAUCCUACAGUGACUGGAACAACCAACAUGCAUGAUGGCACAUACCGAACGGAGGAUGGAUAGAGGUUUUCAACACCAUCCUGCUUGUCGGUGUUGAUAGAGGUGCAGCAGAAAAACAUGGCUGUUUCAGGAAGUUGGAGGGCAUUAGGACCCAGAGGAUGUCAGACAUUAGGAGGAGGAAAGCUGAAGCAGGCACUUCUGUCCCACCCUAAAGCAAGGGAGGAGAAGUUGAACUACAUUCCUGCUAUCAACAAUCCUGCUGCUGCUACUACCGAUCAGGUUUAAGCGAAAAACUGCAUUUUGUGUUAGGUAUGUGUGUUAGGUGAGCAGGUCAGAGUGCAAGCUCAGUGAGGAGUGUGUGUUUGAGCUCGCCUGCUUUCAUGUUUGUUUUCAGAAAACAGUAGGAAGGAGGAGUCGUGUGAUCAAAUAAAACAAGACCAGACGUCCAAGAGGAGCGUCAAGUGAAAGCAGGUACAUCAGGAUGUCUUCUCUGAAGCAGCAGCAGGACAGCGUCUCCAGCAUGGCAGAGGCAGUGGCCCCUGAGUCGUGGUCCAAGGUUAGCUGUCCAUGUUGUGUUUCAUCUGAGGUGGAGCCACUGGUUCUGAUUCAACUGGCUGAGAAUGUGGAGUCCAACACCAAGCAGUGGAUCAUGGACAUGAUCUCAGCACCUAAUAGGGCAGGAGGGGCACACCUACUCGUACACCCUGGUGAAGAUGCCAGCUGGGGUCGGAUUGUGGUUGCAGCUCCUCGCUGUACCUUACUCAGGGCCACAGAAGAGCUGGGACUCUGUAAAGCUGACAAAGAGGGCAAUAUGAACUUGUUUUCCUUUCAUGACCGUAACAACUUUAAUAACAUCAAUGACAUGCAGAAGUUCUUGACUCUGGCUGAGAGACAGUACAUCGUCCAGCAUGAGCUGGAGUCCAUGAGAGCCGUGAAAGACCAGCGCAUCCCUGGAAUACCUGGAGACAAGGGCAUCCUUAAAUCCAGACAGAACAUAUUUCAGAAGCUGCAGAAAGCAGGAGUGAUCCAGGAUGUUUUCCCCCUGUGUGAUGAGAAGAAGCUAAAUGCUCUCGGCAAAGAGUGGUAUUUACAGAAACGCUUGUGGGGACAGCCUUUAGACUCCAUUCAUGCUUACUUCGGCGGUUCCAUUGCUUUCUACUUCAGCUUCUUAGACUUCUACACGUGGGCCCUGGUACCUCCAGCAGUUCUGGGCUUCUUCAUAACCUUCUUCCUUCCUGGAGCCCUGCCUCCUGAUGGACCUAAAGCAGACAAUUCAACCCCUGGCCCGGGUUCCUUGGAUGCUGAUGACGACCAUCUGUCCGUGAGCGCCCACAUGGUGCAGGCUGUGUUCAGCAUGAUCUGGUCGACUGUGUUCAUAGAGCUGUGGAAGAGACGAAGAGCUGCACUGUCAUACCGCUGGGGGGCACUGACACUAACCGAGGAGUUCCAGGAACCACGGCCUGGUUUCCAGGGCGAGGUGGGAAUCAAUCCUGUGACGGGCAGAAGAGAGCCACUCUUCCCCAAUUGGCAGAGGCAGAUGCGGGUGGGCCUGGUCUCUAUGCCUGUAGUGGGACUUUUCCUUGGACUUGUUGUCCUCGGCAUGAUGGGAUUUUAUUAUUGUGAAAGCACCAUGGCUUCAAUUCACAAGGCUUCUGGAUCCAUUAUAACGGCCACGUUGUCCUACCUGCCCUCCGUCAUUCACAUUGUCUACACCAACAUGCUGGGGAAUGCCUACCGCACGGUUGCACUGAAGCUCACCGAGUGGGAGAACCACAGAGAAGAAUCGGCUUUUCAGAAUCAUCACACCACUAAAGUUCUAGUGUUUACCUUUUUCAACAACUUUGCUGUGCUGUUCCACAUUGCCUUUUUCAAACAGGACCUGCACCUCCUACGCAAGAGGCUGUCAUCGCUGCUGAUCUUGUCUCAGGUGGUGAACCAGUUCACGGAGGUGGUGGUGCCGUAUGUAGUAGAUCGUUUCUACAGCUCUUCACAGAAAGGGCUGAAGGAGGACGACCCAGCCGCUGAUCACAUGCAGGCUGAAGGCAGUCUGCCCCCAUUUCCUGGUCUGUUUCUGGAGUACAUUGAGCUGCUGGUGCAAUUUGGUUAUCUGAGUCUCUUCUCAUGUGUGUAUCCACUCACGGCCGUGCUUCUGCUAAUUAACAACAUCACAGAGAUCCGCGGAGAUGCCUACAAGAUCUGCCGCCUCUUUCGAAAGCCCUUCUCUCCACCCGAGGCCGGCAUAGGCGUGUGGCAGGCAGCAUUUGAGGUGUUGGCGUUUUUCUCGGUCAUGUCGAACUGUUGGCUGUUGUUUUUAGCUCCACGAAUAAAAAUGUUCACUCAGGAUGCCGGACUAAACCCAAGCACUGUGCUGAUAUUCAUCAUCAUGGUGGAGCACAUUUUGAUUGUGGCGAAACUGAUUCUGGCCUUUAUUAUUCCUGACGAACCAGACUGGGUCCUAAUCAAGAGGCAACAGAUUGAAUAUUGCACAAUGAUGGCCCUCAAAGAGCAGAAAGUGAAGCAUUCCGAUACCGCUGAGCUCCCUCGCUCAUAACUCUGAGACGGAGGGAAACGGACACAGAGGUGUGGCAUCGGCCAGCUAGUUCAGUACGCCAUCACCUUUAAUGACUAAGAACUUAGUUUGCUGUUGCACCGUCAGGUAUGGGGUGCCAAAUGGUGCCUGAACGCUUGUGGGAAAUUUGGACCAGUCUAAACAACGACUCAGUGUUUUCCCAUAAUGGACUGCUGUAGUUAGAAAAAAGGCUUUUUAAAGGCAUGUGGUAUAUAAAAUACAGAGCAGGGUACAGAAAUUAGUGAGCUAAAAGGGCAAUUUACGGCAUGUGCUAAAGUUAAUUUGCUAGCUCACUAACCCAUGUGUUCAGAGCAUGCAUCCAUAUGCCCAGGUGUGGUAUUUGAAAUAUUUUUUUAUGUAUCUUAUAUGACAAAAUGGCACAUAUGUAAUACAUCAAGCUUACACUGGUUGUCAACACUAAACGGCAGACAAAUCACACCACUUAUGCAGUACAUUUAUGAAUAUCAUUACGUUGUGUCUCAAAUCGCAUCCUAUGACCUCAUACAUAAAAAGUGUUUAGUGAUGAUUAGUAGAUGAUUAGUAUAGAAUAUCCUUGUAAAGGAGAGGUUUGUUAAAUUUAACCAUUCUGUACUUGGUAAAAUGAUAUUAAAUUGCACAUGAUGUUAAAUAAAACAGUGUCAGGCUAUAACAAUUUUAUUUAGCAACAAAUUCUCCACUGCCAUAACUGUCUGUUAUCUGCUAACAGCCCCUCCCCUUCUGUUUUACCGUGCAUGAUAAGGUAGGUUAAUGUAAAAAGUAUAAAUUACUCUUCACUUAAUUUGUUCAGUAAAGACAAUCCAACAUCUGA
This is a messenger RNA of Pangasianodon hypophthalmus (striped catfish), 3562 nucleotides long. RefSeq names its product anoctamin 10b (gene ano10b). Gene Ontology annotation, biological process: chloride transmembrane transport. Gene Ontology annotation, molecular function: chloride channel activity. The record is from RefSeq and is a predicted model, not a curated record. Gene Ontology annotation, cellular component: plasma membrane. NCBI's taxonomy places the organism in Eukaryota, Metazoa, Chordata, Actinopteri, Siluriformes, Pangasiidae. The transcript has 15 exons. The coding region runs from base 667 to 2736 and encodes 689 amino acids.